CAUUGAGCAUUGCAGAACAUGUUACAUCCACUGUAGUGGGGAGUGAGAGAAAGAUAUAAAGUGUGUUCAUGCAUUUUCCUUAGAUCUGUUUUGCUCUGCAUGAUUUUCAUGGGUGGAAAUUCUUGUUGAGUCUCCUGUCUGUCAAGAUGUGUUAUGCACAUUUGUUUCUGGAUCACUGAUCAUAUAUUCUUGUGCUUCUUAUAGUAUGGAUCAGUCACUGAGCAUAUUCUUGUACCUGUAGCCUUCAUUGUUUGUGUCAGCUGAUUUACUUGGUAGUGGCAUUUUGGACGGAUUAAUCAACACCUAUAUAGCUUGACAACCCUUCUCGCUUGGUUCCUGAUCAAUGGGAUAUUGAGAAGCAUCAUCAAGAAAAAGACUUGACUUGUCCUCAAACAACCCGGUAGAACUACUUUUAAUUGAAGGCAUAUUUACAUCAUUAGCAGGCCAAUUAGCAUACAGAUACAAAAUCCUCUCCUUGGGUAUAUCUUCCGAAAAGCAUCAUACUAGAUAAAGAUACAAGUCUUCUCUGUGUGAUUCGACCAUCAUUCUGUGUUGAUCAUUCAUUUAAUGCACGGGAAGGACCCGGACACUAUAGAGAAGUUCAGUGACCCACAUUUAUUUCCUGCCCUCUAGAUAGAUAUCCAGAUCGAACUACACACAAGGAAAUAUUAUGUAAAUCUCUGCUGGUACCUUGAGUAGAAGGUGGUCAACAUAAUUAAGAAGCCCUGCAUGUACAGUUGUACGCCAUAAACCCUAUACACUUUUAAUACUGUACUUCUUGCUCCUGUGCGUAGUCACAACACACUUGCUUGUUGCAACGACUGAUUGAAUGAGCAGCUCACUCAGAGCAGCUUCAUCUAGGUGUUUUUAAUCAAUUUCUGCAGCCUCACAUGUGCAUUGUACAUACACGUAAGAAGAUGGUACAUCGUGCAUGCAAGAUCUGCAUCUCUCCUGUCGUGAUAAUAUGUAUAUCGCUGUGAACUAAUUUUGUGAGCCAGAGUUACGCUGCUAUCUUCCAUGCUAAUUCUGUGAUACCUAGGGAUAUACAUGUAUGAUCUACUGUAGAUCGAGCUUUGUGAAGCGUGAUUUACUUCUUUUAUGCAAGAUUGUUAAGGAAUUGGAAGAAAUUCCCACAAAUACUCUAGCUGCUCCCAGGAUCAUCUGUGAUAUCACCAGAGCAAUAAGGAAAAGGAACAGUGAUAAACAGACUGAAACAUUUAAAGGUUGACAUCAAUUGAUUGAAUCUUGACUCGAGAUACUAUUUGAAGAAAUUGUUGAGCAAUUAACGAUUAAGCCAGCAUGGCAAGUGGUGGAGACCUAGGAAUUCCGUCAGCUUCGUCAUUCAAUGAUAGUACUAAUGUAGAUGUUUUGGAUGUAUGCAUAGCACCUCCAAAACAAGAUAAACAUGCCCUCAUCAAUCCCGAAGCAGCUAGCCCCAGGGAGAGAGCCCCAUUGAAAGAAAAUGAAGUUGUGCAACAGGAGAUGAUAUGCGGUUACGAUGGCCUGAGAUUCAUCGUGGUAUCGUCCAUCGUGUUUGCAUUGGCUGUGACCGUAGGGUUAGUCGUAUCCAUCAUCUCUGGACAGAGGCAGAUUUACCCCCAUGGCGCCAUAGCAACGGAUGUUGCGGUGUGUUCAGACAUAGGAGCAGACAUGUUGAAACAAGGAGGGCAUGCAGUCGAUGCGGCGGUUGCAGCAGCGUUCUGUCUAGGAGUGGUACACGGUCACUACUCUGGAUUAGGAGGGGGAGGUUUUCUGCUGGUAGGAAACCCUAUUUCCAAUGACCUUGCCGGGUUUGACUUUAGAGAAACAGCUCCAUCAGGUAGCAGUGCUAACAUGUUUGCAAACAACCCACAAGCAGCUUUACAGGGAGGUUUAGCAGUGGCUACACCAGGUGAAUUGAGAGGAUUAGAAGCAGCAUGGAAACAGUAUGGAAAGUUGUCAUGGUCAGAAUUAAUAGAGCCAUCGAUAGAGCUGGCUGAGAAUGGAUUCAAAAUUACACUGCAGCUUGCUGCUGAUAUUAGCAAUACAGAUUUCUCAGGGAUGUCUCAGUCGUUGCGUGACCUCUUCGAGGAGAAGAAGGUCAACGAUACACUCCAGAGGCCAUCCCUUGCCAGUCUCCUAAGGGACAUCGCUGAUAAAGGUUCAGAAGCACUCUACAGCAAUGAUACCAUUGCACAAGAAAUUGUCGAUACGGUUGGAGGUAGUCGAGGCAUCCUGAGCCUCCAGGACUUGCACGCCUACACCGCCCAGCCCGCCACGCCCAUCCAGUCUUCCUAUGACCUCCACCGCAUCUUCAGCUUGCCCGCCCCCAGCUCCGGGCCCUCUAUCCUCUCCUCCCUCCAUGCCAUGGCCGGUCUCAACAUCUCCACCGACAACAUCAUCUCCCCAUUAACCUACCACCAAGUCAUCGAAAUCUCAAAAUUUGUCGCCGCCCUUGCGCGGCAGCUCGGCGACCCCCAGCAAACGCCCGAGAGUGCAAACCUGACGGAAUCCAUGCUGAGCGACAACACGACGGAGAAGAUUUUGAAGAUGGUUAAUGGCACGGCAACAUAUGACUAUCCGCAUUAUUUUGAAGGGGAUGUCUUCCAACAGCUUUUUGCAACUCAGGCCACUACCUUGGUGUCUGUUACUGAUGAUAAUAAUAACAUUGUGUCACUUACAAGUUCUCUCAAUUCUCCAUUUGGUUCUGGUUUGAUGACGCCGUCUGGGAUCAUUCUCAACAAUGCAAUGAAUAGCUUUAACUGGGAUGGGAAAUACCAGACACCAACAGAUACAGUUGUUCCCGAGGCUAACGCUAUAUCACCAGGACGUCGACCGAUGUCCAACAUGGCUCCGUUUUUCUCGUGGAGCGAUGAGAACCUUUGCCUCGCACGCUAUGCAAUCAGUGGUAUAGGACUAACAUCCAUCCAGUCGGCCCCGAUAGACAUGGCACUGAAGCUCCUAUCGUCAAACGCAUCGCUCCUGAAUGACGUGGAGAGUGGGGACAGGGUGUUUCCUUCGCUCUAUGAAAACCUAGUUGAAGUAGAAGAUGGCCUAAGUCCUGCGAUACGGAAAGGUUUAGAGGAGUUGGGACAUGUUCUUCAAACAAGUAGCUCUCGUCUAGGUGUUGUCAACGUCGCAUCAGAAGCCAAAGAUAAAUUCACAGCUCAUUCUGACAGCAGAAGAUUAGGAGCCCAAGCGUCUGUCUUUUAACCUUUGCUAAUGACUGUUUGUACUAAUGACUGUUUGUACCAAUGACUCGCUCACACAAAGCGCGCAAAAUAGGCCGCCUCGUGGGUAGUAUUCUAAAUUGAAUUAUUUAGCUGGUGUAUUGAAAUAGCAGUGAAAAUGUAACAAUAUAUUUCAUGACAGUAGUAAAAGAUGAAAGGAAAUUUAAUUUAUUACCUACUGAGCUUUCAUUUCAUAUUUGCCAGAGAUGGAAAAGUCGUAACUGCCGGAUGUCUAUACUUGUUUAUAGAUUUAUUCUUUAUUGUUGUUGUUUCAAAAUGUGCUUAUUUCUGAUAGUCUUCAUUUGUACAAAGCAUAAUUGAUAAUAAACAAUAGUGGACACAUUUUCAAAAUACAAAUUUUAACCAUCACAUCAUGGUGACAAUACGUGUAUCAAUUCUGAAAAGUAUUGCUUUGAGCAUAUGUUAUCUAAAUGGGUUAUUAGCAAAAUCAUUGAAUUUAUUGGUGAAAUUGGGUACCGGUAACUAUUUUCUUUCAUUGAGAUUUGAUUUGAGAUUGAAAAGGUUUUAUUAAUUGCACUUCGCAGCCAGAUGGCUGAAUUAUGAACAAUUUACAUUGGCAAUAAAUUAUAAUACAUACAAAUGUGGUUUGACAUUGUCACAGAGUAUAAUAUACAGUGUAUAACAAAAUUCAUAACAAAGUUCAUAACUAAUAUGACUAAGGCAAUAACAGGCAAAUUAAGUCACGUUUAAAAUAUAUUUUGUGAGGUGACACAAGAGUGGGUCAAAGGAUGAGCAAGCAGGCCCUUUGCUCUUCAAUACACGCUCUCAUUCCUAUACACACUCCUAUUCUCACUCAUGUACCUUGGACACUCUCAUAAACACUCACAUUUACACUCUUAUACACACUCCCAUGCACACUCCCAUAUACUAGCUAACAGUCUGCUCGCUCAUCCUUGGACUUCUCUUGUGUCAAGGAGUGUCGGGUAUUUAAAAAAAAUAAACAACAAAACAAGUAAGCUCCUUCCUGACUUUCGUACAUUGGGGAGAAAAAAGCAAAUGAAUUAAAAACUUGAACACCAUCUGAUCUGAAUUGCCAUGUCAUGAUUGCUACAAAGCCUUAUCACUAUUCAAUGUACAUUUUAAAAAGAUGUUACAAGUAAUUAUGGAAGCAUAAAAUUUAAAAUUUUAAAUGCGGAAUGUAAAAUUGAGUACCAGUUAAUUGAGUACUAGCUAAAUGGGAUCUAUGCAUCCGAUUUGCAUAAUCAAAGCUGUGUGUGAUUGUUCAUUGUUGUUGCAAUACAAAAAAGGAGAGAAUCCCUAAUAUAUAAUUCACAUUACACUAUGGGGUAUUACAAAAAAAUGAUAUUUAUCUUUAUGGUACUACCCAAAAAGUUAUGUAUAUUAUCAGGGUUCAACUAAUAAACUCUUCUUAUACAAUUUCCUUAAAUAUAGGGCAAUUUAGAGAAAGCAGCGCCUGCUGAAGACACAAAUGUUGCUUGCCAGAACGGAAAGAAAAUAUCUUUUCAUUUGUUAAAUUGUUAUUUUGUUAAGAAAUUACAAGGUAUGUGUAAAUCAUAUUGCCAACUGCCCACAAGGAAUCCAUGACUGCCAUUGAAAAUGCAAUGAAUCAUGAAUGCAUAGCUGUUUACUGCUUGAAAGCUGGAACAAUUGAAAUUUGAGAUCAUCUUAUUUCUUACCAAUUAAUUUAGGAAUUCUGAUUGUGUUGAAAUCUGAUAAUACAUGUAUAUAUACAUGGAGAGUCUGUGUAUCAUUUUAUGCAAUAUGGUAUACAUGUAUUUCUAUCUGUUUAUCUUUCUAAAGGUUCAUUUUCAAGUCAAGUUGCUGAAUUUCAUGUUGCUGUUUUUUACGAUUCAUUCAUAUGUCAUGUUUGUGUUUAGCCCUCAUUCCAAACCCAUCUAUCCAUUCCAUAUGAGAAUGCUAGGGUUGUUUAUUUUAAUCAAACAUGUCUUUCUGUUUGUUUUUUUUAAUGCAGGAUGGUAAAGUGUCCCCUACAGUGGUGUGAUUAUUAUUAUGUGAGGUGGGCAAUAUGCUAUAACACUACCAAUGUCUUAUGAAUGUUGUUUACGUUGAUGAUGAACAAAAUAGAGUUUUAUCCUGAUGCAAUGCUGGUAUGCAAUUCAACCAUGUGCAUUAGUAAUCAAGUUAUGGUAUUCUGCUAGAGAAGCAAAGAACAUCGGAAAUAUUCUGUGACAAAAUAGAAAUAUAUAUAAUUGAUGUAUAUUAUUUUUUAAGCAUUGAUUAGAUGGUGCAAUUGUGAAGGUAAUAUAUAGUUUGCUGGCUCAAAUUCUUAAAAGUCACUAUGGGGUCUGAACGGCUUGUGCCUGAGACUACCCAAAUAGGCUUAUGUCACUAUGAAUAUGAUGGACAAAGAAAUAUGCAUGUGACACCUGUUCUACACAUUUUUACAUAAUAGCAGUGAAGGGAUGUUUCUUUGUCUACCACAGCAAUUGUUGAGGGUAGAAUGAGGAACUGUAUAUUUUGUCCGCUUUCUUUGUCCGUCAUGUUCAUAGUGUGUACUGUAACCAUUCAGGGACUGACAAAAGGUUACUGUGUACAUACGAGCCUCCACAAUAGGAUUCUAAUCGUGUUCAUUAUAAUCACUUUUCUACUUCUUUGCUCGUAUAGUUUGAGAUCAUUAUACACCAAGAUAUAGACCUAUGUCAUAAUGUAUGGACAGCGAAUUGAGAUGAUAUUUAUCCGUCUGUGCAAUGGGAGUUGCAUUAUCUGGUGAAUGGACACGGUGGCAUUGUUUCAUGAAAAUCAUCAAAAGUACAGGUUCCAAAACCUUGUCCUUAAUUCCUCUAAAUGCCUGAUAAGCGGGCUCUUUGAUGAAAGAACAUAUGAACAGCCUUUAUGCCUCAAGUCACACCUUUGCAUAUUUAGCUUGCACAUUGCUGCAUAUUUAUGCAAGCCGUUUUAACAUUUAUUCCUUUUUCUUGAUAUAAAAAAAUUAAUUCCUGAUAUCAGGAAAUGAUUUUCUGUUGUAAAGCAAUGGUAAUUCUUUAUAUCAAGUAUUUGAUUUUUUUUUAUAUCAAGAACUCAUUUCUCUAUGUCAAGAAUUUGAUUUUUGAUAUCAAGAAAUAGGAAUAAAUGUUAAAACGGCUUGCCAUAAAUAUGCAGCAAUAUGCAAGCCAAAUAUGCAAAGGUGUGACUGAGGCAUUAGACGGUUUCCUGAAACAAUGCCCUUGAUAAACACAAUGGAGACUUAUUUGUCUGCUGAGAGCCAGAAGGGCUUUGAUUCUAGGUGUAACAUGUUUGGUUAACACCCUUCUGGCUCUCAGUAGAUGACUUUGAUCAUAUCUUAUUAGAAUGUGGGAGUUUAUGACCUUGUUAUCCUUGAUAACCACAGGGUAAACUUCUUAGUUUUUAUUUGGAAUUUCACUUUUCAUUGUAAAUUUUUUUUUUAUGUUAGACACAUUCCUUAGGUUAAAGCUUUCAAUUUUGUAUCAUUUAAUUUUAUAUGGAGAAUCGUGAAAUAUUGUGAUUACAUUAAAUUCAAGUGUCCAUCCUUUCAGAUCAAUAACUUCUUUUUUAUAAACUUACCAAUAAUUUAUUUACAGUGUACCGGUAGUAAUAAUUAGUGUGUACCGAUACUUAUUAUUACUUUUUAUGUCAUGAAGCUCUUCAUAUGAAAAUGUUUUUGCAUAUAAAUCUGUAUUGCUAUUCAAUGUUUGCAAUAACUGAAUUGAAUUAUGGCUGAAUGAAGAUUGUUUUUUUUAAUAACUUCACAGAUGUUUUCAUUAAUCCAGAUUUUAUUCAAUGAAUUUGCAUUUUAGUGUAGGACAACUAUGUAUUAGAAAAUGGACAACAUGACAAUAUUUUCUUGUCAGUUUUUAUAAGAGUGACAUAAUUUACCAGAAAGCAGCAUUUGUCAAUGGUUAUAAGUUUUUACUCUGGGAUUUAUUUUCAUUUUGGGAGCGAAAGAAAUAGAAAUCGGAAUUGCAUACAAAUAUGAUUGAUCAUUCCAAGUUACCAUUGGUUAUUUAAGUACUCUUACAAUGCUUUCAUUAAUAUUUUAUGUUAUCUGUUGAUAUGAGUAGAAGGCUUGACAAUGUUAUCAAAGUGUUCCGUUUUUGUUUUGUUCUGAUACAUUAUUGUGUGAAGGCACAGAUGGAGAAGAGUAGUUACAGUAUAUAUCCUAAAUUAUUGAGGUUCUAGGGGUCCUAAUAUGGAUUAUUGUAUUGGAAUAGCUAUUUAUAUGUUAAUAUUUGCAAAUUUACUUACAAAAUAUAUUGUAAUUCCCUGGAUGAUGGAAUUGGUAAUAAACAAUUUAAAUGAAUUGAA
Messenger RNA from Strongylocentrotus purpuratus (purple sea urchin), 7475 nucleotides. RefSeq names its product glutathione hydrolase 2 (gene ggt7). Gene Ontology annotation, biological process: glutathione catabolic process. The record is from RefSeq and is a predicted model, not a curated record. Bases 1300 to 3192 code for a protein of 630 amino acids. Gene Ontology annotation, molecular function: glutathione gamma-glutamate hydrolase. Lineage: Eukaryota; Metazoa; Echinodermata; Echinoidea; Camarodonta; Strongylocentrotidae. The transcript is spliced from 11 exons. Gene Ontology annotation, cellular component: plasma membrane.